Messenger RNA from Aspergillus aculeatinus CBS 121060, 8878 nucleotides. RefSeq names its product putative polyketide synthase. Gene Ontology annotation, molecular function: 3-oxoacyl-[acyl-carrier-protein] synthase activity; fatty acid synthase activity; phosphopantetheine binding. NCBI's taxonomy places the organism in Eukaryota, Fungi, Ascomycota, Eurotiomycetes, Eurotiales, Aspergillaceae. The record is from RefSeq and is a predicted model, not a curated record. Gene Ontology annotation, biological process: secondary metabolite biosynthetic process; fatty acid biosynthetic process. The transcript has 7 exons. The coding region runs from base 1 to 8703 and encodes 2900 amino acids.
AUGACCCAAUCUCAAACACGUCGCAAUGAGCCUAUUGCAAUCGUUGGCAGCGGCUGCCGCUUCCCCGGGAGUGCCAGCAGCCCUUCUAAGCUGUGGGAACUUCUGAAGACCCCAAUGGACUUGGGGAGGAAAGUCCCCAAGGAGAGGUUCAACGUGGAUGCUUUCUAUCAUCCCGAUGGAGCCCACCAUGGUCGCACGAACGCACGAUUUGCCUACUUUCUUGACGAAGACCCUUACACCUUUGACCCAUCUUUCUUCAACAUUCCACCCAAUGAAGUCGACACAAUCGAUCCUCAACAGCGUCUCCUCCUAGAGACUGUCUACGAAGGUCUCUCCUCUGCGGGCCUCAAGGUAGAAGACCUUCGAGGCUCUCCCACCGCCGUCUACGUUGGUAUGAUGCAACGUGAUUUCCUCGACCACCAAAACUACGAUCUCGAUGCCCUCAACAUCUAUGCUGCCACCGGCACAUCCGCAUCUAUUCUUUCCAACAGAGUCUCCUACGUUUUCGAUUGGCACGGUCCGAGUAUGACCUUUGAUACCGCCUGCAGCUCCUCCCUCGUGGCCGUCCACCACGCCAUCGAGCACCUUCGAACGGGCUUAAGCCAGGUCGCCAUUGCUGCUGGCUCGAACUUGAUCCUGGGUCCAGUUCCUUUUAUCUCAGCCAGUAAGCUGAACAUGUUCUCACCCACUGGCCGUUCCCGAAUGUGGGAUGCCGCCGCGGAUGGGUAUGCUAGAGGCGAAGGCGUUGCCGCUGUCGUCCUGAAAACUCUCAGUCAGGCGAUCGCAGACGGGGACACUAUCGAGUGUGUUAUUCGUGAGAGUGGCAUCAACCAAGACGGCAAAACUGCGGGAAUCACAAUGCCGAACCAUGCAGCACAGGAAGCUCUCAUUCGCGAAGUCUACAAGCGAGCAGGCCUCGAUGUGACCAAGCCCGAAGACCGCUGCCAAUACUUCGAAGCGCACGGAACAGGUACUCCGGCAGGGGAUCCUCAAGAGGCUCAAGCCAUCUCUUCUGCUUUCUUCGGGGACAGGCAGCGUGCCGUCGAUGAAGAACCUCUGUACGUGGGUAGCAUCAAAACAGUCAUCGGGCAUACUGAGGGUACGGCUGGUAUUGCCGGCCUGAUCAAAGCUUCGCAGGCCAUUCAGCAUGGUCUACUACCGCCAAAUAUGCUCUUCAAUGAGCUAAGCCCACGGGUGGCUCCAUUCUACUCAGACCUCCAGCUUGUCACGAAACUCCAGCCCUGGCCCGAGCUCAAGUCCAACCAACCGCGACGAGUGAGUGUCAACUCGUUCGGAUUCGGCGGUACCAAUGCCCACGUAAUCGUGGAGUCCUAUACUCCCGCCUCGAAACCAGCAAUUGAUGCAGCCCUAACCCCAUCCCUUGCCCCGAUCACGCUCUCCGCCAAUUCAGAAGCCUCGCUGAAGGCCUCUAUGGAGGAGUUAAGUCAAUUCAUCAAAAGCCAGCCCAGCUUACGCCUACAAGACCUCGCCUGGACACUGCUAAAAAAGCGAUCGAACCUUCAAGUCCGCCAUGUCAUCCCAGCCAAGACGGUGCACUCUCUGUGCGAGGCUCUCGAGCGCGAUGCCGCUUUGGUGCAAGGGAAGCAGAGCAUCGCAACGGUCUCGGAUGUCAAGACCAAGCCCGAAGUGCUUGGUAUUUUCACCGGUCAGGGCGCCCAGUGGCCGACCAUGGGCAAGGCUCUCAUCUCGGAAGUACCUUAUGCUCGCGAUAUUAUCCUAGAGCUGGACCAGUCCUUGCAGGACUUGCCAGAGGAAUACCGACCCACGUGGAAGCUCUUGGAUCAGCUCCUCCUCGAGGGGGCAGACUCCAAUAUCGCUUGCGCAUUCGCCGCCGGAUUUAUAUCGGCGUCCCAAGCAAUUCGGAUUGCAUACCUUCGUGGCCUCACGUCAAGGCAUGCAGGUGGGCCGAACGGCAUCGAGGGCGCUAUGAUGGCCGCAGGCACCUCCUUUGACGAUGCAGUUGACCUAUGCGCUCUUGAGGCCUUUGAGGGCAGAAUGACUGUGGCAGCAAGCAAUGCGCCGGAAAGUGUUACCCUGUCCGGAGACAGAGAUGCCAUCCUCGAGGCUCAAGAGAUUUUCAACGACGAGUCAAAGUUCAACCGCCUCCUCAAGGUGGACAAGGCUUACCACUCUCACCACAUGCGUCCUUGCGCCGAGCCCUAUGUUGCAGCUCUCAAAGCUUGUGGCUGCGACGAGUUCAGUAUGGAUGUCGCACCCACGGCCACCUGGAUCUCGUCGGUCUACGAAGGCAAGCCCAUGAAGACUGAGGAUCUCAAGGCUGAGUAUUGGAGUGCUAACCUACUCUCUCCUGUUCUUUUCUCUUAUGCCGUCGAACAGGCCCUGGUAAAGCACAUGCCGCUCGAUAUUUGCGUCGAAGUGGGAGCUCACCCAGCUCUGAAGAAUCCUAGUCUCCAGACCAUUGAAAACUGCGCCGGUGCUCCGCUUCCAUAUGUGGGGUGCAUGGAGCGGAGCAAGGAUGACAUCGAAGCCUACUCUUCGUGCUUGGGCUACAUAUGGUCGCGCUUUGGCUCAGCUGCUGUCGAUGUCGAUAGCCUGUACAGCAGUCUCUCAUUGGAUGAGUCCCGCGCGCUUCGCAGUUGGCUUGGAGCAGAACGCCCCCAUCUUCUGCUCGGCAAGCAACUCGUCCACAGCAGUCCUUCAUCGAUCCAGUGGCAGAACUUUAUCCGGCAGCGUGAUAUCGAAUGGCUCGAUGGCCACUCCCUUCAGGGCCAGACUGUGUUUCCGGGCGCAGGCUACGUGGUCAUGGCCAUGGAGGCUGCCGUCAAGCAGGCCGGUGAUCGAGAGAUUCAGCUUCUGGAAGUCCUGAACCUCUCGAUCGACAAGGCCGUGACGUUUGAGGACGAGAACAGCAUGGUCGAAAUCAAUCUCAGUCUAGACGUCGACCCAUCGCAGACCACAGACACAUACGCCGUGUACAGCUUCGUCAUCAACUCUUGCCUUGCCAGAGAAACCGGUCUUACUCGCUCGGCGGCUGGGACGGUCGCUGUGACCUAUGGAUCAGGAUCACCUGAAAGCCUUCCUCCCCAACAGGGCGAACCGCCUCACCUGAACAAUGUCAGCAUCGACAGAUUCUACAACAUGCUCAGUGAGAUCGGGUACGGGUACACCAAGCAGUUCCGCGGCGUCAGCAACCUCAGACGCGGCGACAGCAAGGCUUGCGGCACUAUCGCCUUCCACCGUCUGGAGGACAACCACCGCAACAUGGUCCUGCAUCCUGCCACCCUCGACGUGGCCUUCCAAAGCUUCAUCGGAGCAUACACUGCCCCUGGCGACCGACGCCUGCGAUCUCUCCUGGUGCCGACUGGCAUUGACCGUAUUGCGCUGAACCCGUGGGUCGCGGAUCGCAUCCACGCCCUGUCCAGCCAGGUCGAGUUCAUCUCCACCAGUGCGGUGAGCGUCGGAAACACCGUGGCAGGAGACAUUGAAGUCUUCGACCCGGAGACCGACGCCACCAUGAUCCACAUCGAGGGCCUCAGCUUCAAGCCAUUCUCCCCGCUCUCGGCUGCCGAUGACCAUAAAAUGUUCUCCAAGUGGAGCUGGGGUCCCAUCAACCCCGAGCCCUUGCUCGAUGACAGUAGGUACCACGCCACCGAGCAGGACAGGAAGGACGUGGCAGUCAUCGAGCGAAUUACGUACUGGUACAUCAAAGCGUUCCUCGCGAGUCUCACGGCGGAAGACCGCGAGCACGCCGCCUUUCACUUCACGAAGCAUAUCCAGUGGUGCGAGUAUAUCAUCGCCGAGACGGAGGCGGGCCGCAAUGUGUGGUACGAGCCAGGCUGGGAGCAAGACACGAAAGCUGAUAUCGAAGAGAUGAUUCGAGAAAACGUGGCGCAUCCCUUCGUCCGCCUCAUCCAGAGAGUCGGUGAAGGCGCCUUGGAGACCCUUCGCAACAACGAGAACGCCUUUGACCUGAUGGACCACGAUGGCUUGCUCACCGAGUUCUACGGCGGCACCGUCAGCUACGGGCAUUCCUACCACUACUAUCAAAGACUCCUUGCGCAGAUCAAUCAUCGGUAUCAGAACCUGGAUGUUCUCGAAAUUGGCGCGGGUACUGGGGGUGCGACACGCUACACCUUCACGGAUAUCUCCAGCGCGUUCUUCGAGCAAGCGGCCAAGGAGUUCGAGCAGCAUGCGGACAAGAUGGAUUUCCGCCCGCUCGACAUCCGCCGUCCGCCAAGCGAGCAGGACUUCAAGCCCAACUCGUACGACUUGAUCAUUGCCUCCAACGUGCUCCACGCCACGCCGAGGCUGGAAGAGACUCUGGCCAAUGUGCGAUCACUGCUCAAGCCCGGGGGCCGGUUGGUGGUCAUUGAAGUGGCACACCGUGAGCACACCCGUAUUGGAUUCAUCUUCGGUCUAUUCCCGGAUUGGUGGGCUGGGCACGACGAAGGGCGUGUCCUUGAACCGUUUAUCUCAUAUGACCGGUGGGACACACUGCUGAGGAAGACGGGGUUUUCGGGAGUCGAUAGCCGCACGCUUGACCCGGACAGCAGGGUCUUCCCCAACGGCGUGUUCGCUACUCACGCGGUCGACGACCUGGUGCAAAGGCUGGACUCGCCACUGGCGGCCCCCGUCAAGGAAUCCUACGCACCGCUGGUGGUGAUUGGGGGUUCCUCGCCGAAGACGAGUGCGCUCGUGGCUCAGCUUCCAGUCAUCUUGCCAGCGCGCACAUGGGAGACCGUCCCCUCCAUCCGGGAGAUCAUCGACUUCGACUAUCAGCCUGGGUCCACGUUUAUGGUGCUCUCGGAGCUGGAUCACCAUACGUUUGCGGGGUUCGAUGAGGAGCAACUCGAUGCCCUCCAGACCAUCUUCAACGCCGCCAACCAUGUCCUGUGGGUCACGGAGGAUGCCUGGGUUGAGAAUCCUCAGCAGGCCAUGACCAUCGGCUUCCUUCGCACGCUCCGCAUGGAAUAUCCGGACGUGCAUAUCCAGGUGCUGGAUGUGGAGAAGGCGGAAAGUCUACGACCUGAGGUGCUGGUCGAAACCAUUCUGCGCUUGGAAGAUGGUACGAACUGGCAGGAGAGCGGUAUUCUGUGGACAGAGGAGCCGGAACUGUACUUGUCUGAUGGCAAGGUUGUUGUGCCGCGGCUCAAGCCGGAUGUCGACAGGAAUAAUCGACUGAACUCUGGCCGUCGUCCCAUUCUGGUCGAUCUGGAUCCGAGACAGGAGACUCUGACUCUGGAAUACGAUGACGAGCAGCCUUUUUUCAGGUUCCAUGAGGAGCGCUUUGUGCCCCUGGCGGUUGACGAGACCUUUGUGACGGUCCAGGUGGAGUACUCUCUUGCCAAAGCGAUCAGAACCGGCCAGCUGGGCUAUUUCUAUCUGAUUCAGGGCAGGGUUGCUGGAUUCGACGGCACGGUGGUGGCUCUCUCUGAGACCAACGCUUCCUCUGUUCAAAUCGCUUCCCACCGGCUUGUUUACAUCACGAGCAAGGCGGAAUCGACAACCUCUGUGCUGCCAGGCAUCGCAGCAGAGCUCAUCGCACAGACCCUGCUGUCGGAUCUUGCUGCAGGGUCAUCCGUACUGAUCUUUGAGCCUCCCAUGGUCUAUGUCGAGCCUCUGGGCCGUCGCGCAGCGGCUGCUGGUAUCCCACUCGCCUUCGUAUCCACCAAGGCUGCUCCGGAAGUGGACGGUAUCCGGUGGAUUCGACUGCACGAGAAAGAGACACUGCGUAACCUUCGCCAGGAUCUGCCGCUGAACGCUUCAGUGUUUUAUGAUUUGUCUCCCGAAAAGAAUCCCGCCAGCCUAAACCACCGGCUGAAGAGAUGCCUCCCGUCAAGCUGCUCUAUUCGCCGAAUCGACCAUUUGUUCCAGAACGUUGCUACGCCGAUUUCCGUCGAAAGCGCAGCCGCGUCUCAGUGUCUGGCGGAGGCUGUCAGGGUAGCAAACAAGGCCAGCAACAGCCACGGUGGGUUGAUACUCAAGGGUAAUGAGAUAUUGUCUUUAAAAGAGGGUCCGGAGGUGAAUGCAGUUGUCGACUGGAAGUCAGAUCAGAUCAUCCCCAGCCGUGUCCGCUCGAUGGAGACCGAUCAGCUAUUCGUGGACAAUAAGACGUAUCUGCUGAUUGGCCUUGCUGGUGAUCUGGGUCGUUCGAUUGCUCGCUUCAUGGUCGAGCGCGGCGCCCGCCAUGUGGUCUUGUCAAGUCGCUCUCCGAAGAUUGACCAGCGCUGGAUCGACGACAUCACCCUGCUUGGGGGCAACGUGAUGGUUCUACCGAUGGAUGUUUCCAACGAGGGCUCGGUCGACGAAGGUCUCGCUCGAGUCCGGGCCUCUAUGCCGCCGAUUGCCGGUGUGGCCUUUGGACCACUUGUCCUCCAGGAUGUCAUGUUCAAGAACAUGGACCUGUCGAUGCUGGAGAUGGUGCUUGCGCCCAAGGUAACGGGGGCUCGUCUGCUCAACGAGCGUCUCUCGGAUCCUGCCAACCCGCUGGACUUCUUCGUCAUGUUUUCCUCCUUCGUCAUGGUCUCCGGCAAUCCGGGACAGGCCGCGUACAGCGCUGCGAAUGCAUACACGCACGCGCUUGCUCAGCAAAGACGCGCUCGGGGGAUGGCUGCAUCGACCAUCGACAUUGGCGCCGUGUUCGGUGUCGGCUUCAUUGCGCGAGCGGGUCGUGAACACGAGUACGAUGUCGUCAAGUUCAUCUUCGACGAGGUCAACGAAUGGGAGCUGCAUUCCCUCUUUGCAGAGGCCGUGGUUGCUGGUCGCGACUGGGAGACCACGGAUGUCGAGGUCAUCACCGGUAUGCCCUACAUGGAUCCUGCGAACCACGACCGAAUCCCCUACUUCGACGACCCACGCUUUGCGUAUAUCAAGCUGUCCGAUCACCACACCAAGGGCGAGGACGCCGCUGGGGUGGUCGGGUCCGUCAAAGACCAACUUCUCAAGGCCGAAACUAUGGAAGACGUUCGCGCCAUCAUCCUUGACGGCCUCUCCGGCAGGAUCCGGGGAGCUUUACAGCUCACUGCGGCGGAUGAGCUCAAUCUGACCGUGCCUCUGAUCGAUCAGGGCGUGGAUUCGCUCAGCGCCGUUACCGUCGGCUCAUGGUUCACCAAGAACCUGAGCAUCGACAUUCCCCUUCUGAAGAUCCUUGGUGGUGCCUCGGUCGCUGACCUGAUCGACGAGGCUGUCUCCCGCUUGACACCUGAAGCUAUCCCCCUGGCCAUUUCUACGUUGCUGGAAAUUGCAGGACAGUCUGCCACUGAGGCGCAGCCUAUCCCGCCGUUGUCGACUGUGGGUGCGUCCGACGAAUCCUCGUUCUCUGUCGUCGACUACGACGAUGUUGCGACGCCCCCAUCUCCGCGCUCCUGCGAUGAAGAUGGCUUUGAACGUCAAGUCCCACUUUCCCUCACGCAGGAGUACGCCUGGAAACAACAGCAACUUCCCUUGGAUCCGGCGACGUUCAACAGCACCAUCGGCAUCUACAUGCAUGGACCCCUCAAUCUGAACCGCCUCGGAUGGGCAUUCAAUCAAGCACUGCAGCGGCACGACGCGUUCCGUACCUGUUUCAUCGCCGAUCCGGACGGCGCGGCGCAGCCCAUCCAAGCCAUCCUGCGGUCCCCGCGAGUGCACUUCGAAGUGGUCAAAGUGGCAGACAAAGCCGCCGCCGAGCAAGGGUUCAGGGAUCUCGAAAGCUACAAGUACGAUAUAGCGAAGGGCGACACCCGGAAGACCGUCGUCUUCCAGUGGUCGCCCACCGAUCACCUUCUGAUCAUGGCCUACCAUCGUUUUGUCGGGGAUGGCUGGACGACCGAACGCCUCUUCGUCGAGGUCGGCCAGUUGUACGAGGGCGUCCAGCUGGAGGCGGCGCCGAGCUAUGCCGACUUCGCCCUCCGCCAGCGCCAGCAGCUCGAAUCCGGCGCAUUCAACGACGACCUGCAGUAUUGGGGCGGCCUGUUCGAGACCCUUCCCGCCCGACUGCAGACCCUCAACGUCCCCGGGGCCAACGCGAGCACCACGCCGACCACCUGGACCGAGCACGAGGUGACCGCACGCCUCAGCCGGAUGGUCGCCGUGCGCAUCAAGGACCGCAGCCGCAAGCACAAGGUGACACCGAUGCACUACUACCUGGCCUCGUACGUGGUGCUGCUGGCGCGCCUGUCCUCCGGCACGGACGUGGUCGUCGGCGUGGCGGACACCAACCGGCCCACGGGCGCCGACCAGACCACGAUGGGCUUCUUCGCUGACUUCCUGCCCGUGCGGAUGCACUACCACGCGGACCAGAUCUUCAACGAGGUCCUCAUGGCCACGAAGGAACAAAUGCGCGCGGCGCUGCUGCACAGCGCCGUGCCCUACGGGGCGAUGCUCGAGCGGCUGGGGCUGCCCGCCCCCUCCGCGGCGGACCCGCACUCCCACGCGCCGCUGUUCCAGGCCGUCUUCGACUACAAGCAGGGCCAGGCGGAGAGCGGCACCAUCGGGGAGGCGAAGAUCGUGGACUCGCGCACCCCGCGCGCGGCAUCGCCGUACGAUAUCACCCUGGAGAUGAGCGAUGACCCGUCCAAGGACCCGUUGAUCACGGUCAAGUUGCAGGCGGAGCGGUACGGGCCCCGGGAUGCGGAGGUGGUCAUGGACGCGUACCUGUCCAUUCUUAGUAUCUUUUCGAGGAACCCAGCGCUGCGGGUGGAGGAUGGACGGUUGGAUCAGGGGGCCAAGUCGAGGGCUUGAUGGAGCAGUGGUGUUGCAGUAUUGUGCAUUUGAGCUGUGAUCCUCGCCCUGUCCAGAUCAGAUCUAAUCCUGAAUAUAUAUUUCUACAUCACUUGUUCGACAGCAUCAAAGUUACUGCUGCCGGAAUAGGGGAUUCACGAGAUAUCACGAUCACACUAGAUAAGAUCUAGGGUAG